AGGAAAUCAUCAUUUUCCUUCCCGGCGGUUGUUGUCCGGUCCCCCCGAGAAGACUUGACUCGACUUUUCCAACUAAGAAGGUUGACUUCAGGUUUUCUCGUGUUGCAAUCCAGCUCAGACGCCGCAGGUACUUCUUCUCGCCCUGUAACUAAGCCGACCCAAAGCCUCCUCUCCGAGAUGAUGCAGAUCAGCAGCGACCCGGCCAGCAACAAGCACUCGCUCAUCAACGUCAUGCACCGCUUCAUCGCGGCCGCCAACAACAUGGACGAGACCAUCAUGGUGCCCAGCCUGCUGCGGGACCUGCCGCUGGAGGAGCGGGCGGCCAGCCGGCCGGAGGCCAACAACAACGAGGCGCCGUGCGCCAACAAGCAGCGGGACAUGUACGAGCACUACCUGCUGGUCAAGUCCAUCAAGAACGACAUGGAGUGGGGCCUGCUGAAGCGCGAGAUGAGCAGCGGCGCCAGCUUCCUGGAGAUGGCGGUGAAGCAGGAGGAGCAGCAGCCGGUGACGGGCGACCUGGUGGUGGACGACAACGCCGACCUGGAGCACCAGUUCCACUACCACCUCAAAGGACUGUUCGGGGUUCUGUCCAAGCUCACCAUGCAGGCGGACCACCUCACCAACCGGUACAAGCGGGAGAUCGGAGGAGGGAACUUCAUGAGAUAGAGGCCGCCGGCCUCCCUCUCUCUCUCUCUGUCUCUGUCUAUGUCUCUCGCCCCGGACUGCUUAACUUAGAACACUGGGAUGUUUUUGUGACGUGUUGGUGGACGGUGAUCCGAUCAGGGCUCUCAUUCUUUCUCUUCUGACACUCCACCCCUUCUCCUGAAACCAGUGAUGCCGGCACCCAUCCCUGGGGGGGGGGGCCCCGGUCCGGAGGCCGCCGCCGCGCGCGGCGGAGGUGAUCUCUCUCUCUCUCUCUCUCUCUCUCUCUGAAAGCCAGAUGAAGCCCAGCUGGUCUACGCAGAACCCCGCCCUCUCACUCUGUCUCGUCUUAAAUUGUAAAUUUCUGUAUGAGAGUUUAAGAAAAAAAAAGAAAAAAAGUUUCCUUGUAGGAGAUGUCGAAUGCUGGUUGUUCUGUCCCUCCUUUUUUAUAAAGGAUCUUAAAGCUGAGCUGAAGGGCUCUUACCUGCAGAAGGUGUCAAUCUUUCCACUCUGGUGUGCCUUGACUUCCUGUCCCCGCCUGCCCUGGUCGGCUCACCGCGACUGUAACCGCUCAUUCGUUUGUCCAUGGAUAUUUCAAAACCAGUUUUAUAUUGCUGCAGUACGACAGAAAUAAACGAUAAACCUGACCUUUGCUUCCACCUUCACUGACUUAACACGAUUUGUGACAUUUUAUAGCAGCGGCUGCUAUAAAAUGCAGAGUUUUCCUCGGUCUGCUGCUCGUCCAGUUCCCGAUUUCCCUCUUUAACUAACGCUCAC
Molecule: messenger RNA, 1419 nt
Organism: Menidia menidia (Atlantic silverside)
Lineage: Eukaryota; Metazoa; Chordata; Actinopteri; Atheriniformes; Atherinopsidae
Source: the annotation of a GenBank genome assembly